Messenger RNA from Pomacea canaliculata, 3799 nucleotides. RefSeq names its product TAF5-like RNA polymerase II p300/CBP-associated factor-associated factor 65 kDa subunit 5L. Lineage: Eukaryota; Metazoa; Mollusca; Gastropoda; Architaenioglossa; Ampullariidae. Gene Ontology annotation, molecular function: protein binding; RNA polymerase II general transcription initiation factor activity. The record is from RefSeq and is a predicted model, not a curated record. Gene Ontology annotation, cellular component: transcription factor TFIID complex. Gene Ontology annotation, biological process: transcription initiation at RNA polymerase II promoter. Bases 83 to 1894 code for a protein of 603 amino acids. The transcript has 14 exons.
GUGUAAAUAGUUUAAAUGGUAGAAGAAGAGGUUUUUUCAGACGUGUUUGGUGCUUUUGUUGUGAUGACCGCGGACUGUUAUAAUGAAGCGUGCUAAAAGUGAACAGAUUCGGAGCGCUGUGAUCACUUACUUGAAACGCCGACAGUAUCAGGAGUCAGAAAUCCAUGUCCUUACCAGAAAAGAGGGAAAGAAAGACCUGACGACAGAGCUGGAAGACAUGUCCGUGAAAAAGCAGAUACGUCUGAACGCAGGCACCGAGAACAGUGUGGCAUGUAGCAGCAUAUCUGGUGAUUUUGUAUCAUGCGAUCAGCAGUUUGCAAGGCUAAGGAAACACAUUCUAGAGAGUGCUGACAAUGAGAGUAAAGAACUGUCAUCCCUACUGUACCCUUUGUUUGUUCACAUCUACGUUGACUUACUGUCUUCAGGCUACAAACCUUCUGCUCAUAAAUUCCAUGAGCGACAUAAUGAGAUCUUCCACAGUGAAGAGCAGAAAGAUUUCAUUCGUUGUUUAAGAAAGCUAGAGUCAAGAGCAGAGCUUUUGGUUGCAAAAGAUGUCAUGGAUUUUAGAGAACACAGAUUUUGUGUCUCCCUAUCUCAAGAAUCAGUGAAAUGUCUUCUAAAUUAUUUAAAGGCUGGUGAUAAUAUGAUCAUCCUGCAGAUUAUCAAUCAAAACAUCAAAAUCCAAGUGAUAAAAGAUGGAACCCAGUCACUGGAGCUACAGAGGUCAAAUUCUCCAGCUUCUUCAGCCUAUGAAUGUCCAGAUGGCAGAGACAAGGAAAAGGAAGAUGAAGCUGACCCCAGUGCCAUGUCAGUUGAGGAUGCUGAACUGUUAAAAUCACUCAGAGAGACCAUAUGUAGAGUUCGUGCCCUUCCUCCCAACUUACCAUCUGUUUGUUUCUACACCUUCAUCAAUGCCUACCAAGGUCUGUGCACUUCCAAUGUAUCACCAGAUGCACGCCUUAUUUGUGGAGGUUUUGAAGAUUCUUCCAUCCAGCUCUGGCGCUUACAGCCUGAACCCUUAGCCUCCCAAUCUACAGAGAGCUGUAACAGCAAUAUUACACUUGCUGCAGACUUCAUCUAUAAAGAUGAGGAUGAGCGCAAAGUGAAGAUAGACCUGGAGUCACAGGAAGCAGUGACAUUGAGAGCCCAUAGUGGGCCUGUGUACAAAACAGCGUUUAGCCCAGACUCCAGGUAUAUACUGUCUUGUUCCAGGGAUGCUACAGUGCGACUGUGGGACUUGACUACACGCAGCAACGUUGCUAUCUACCAGGGCCAUAGUGGAUGUGUCUGGGAUGUAGAUUUCUGUGAAGUCACGGGACACUUUGCCACAUCUUCUCAUGAUCAAACAGUGAAGUUAUGGUCCAUGGACCGCAUAUAUCCUCUGCGAUCAUUUGUUGGCCACACAUAUGAUGUGGAUUGUGUAGCAGUCCAUCCCAACGGAAACUAUGUAGCUUCAGGGUCCGGUGAUCGAUCUGUACGGUUGUGGAGUAUUCAGGAUGGAAAAUGCGUGCGCUUGUUCUCUGGCCACCGGGGAUCAAUUCUUGGCUUGGCAUUCUCACCCAAUGGUCAGCUUUUAGCUUCAGCAGGGGAAGAUAGACGGGUCCACAUUUGGGACCUUGGUUCUGGUGCCUUGCUGAAGGAUCUGCGAGGCCACAGUGACACUGUCCACUCGCUGGCAUUCAGCAGGUGCAAUGCCAUGGUAGCCUCUGGUGGGAUGGACUGCUACAUUCGAAUCUGGGAUGUACGCCGAGGAAAUGAACCCACUAGCCCACAGCUAGUUGAGGGCCACACCUCAGCAGAACUGCUUGGUGCUUUCCCAACAAAGUCAGCUACUGUGUCUUUCUUGAGGUUUGCUCGUCACAACCUUCUGUUAGCUGCUGGUGCUAUUCAGUGACUUUGAGCCAAACAGCUCCAGUUUUGACAGACAUUUGCCAGGGGGAAAGCCAGUAUGGGUAUUGCCAGUAUUGCUGUUUGCAGAUCACCUGGUCCAAGCAUCCACUGCCAUGUGAUAAGGUUUUUGUCAGCCUUUCUCUUCUCGUCCAUUGAUCACCUCACCUGUAUGGUUAUUGUGCACCUGAAUUGUGACUGCUGAUCUCACAAAGUGCCCACGGAGACUAGAACAUGAUGCAUCUUCUUGUGGUGGUGCUAACAGCGUUCACAUCAUACCUGUGAUGCCAUUAACAUCCUAAUUGUCAUCAUUAUAUGGCAGCCACACAUUAAGGCCUUCAUAACUGAUCAUAUAUUGUCAAAUAUAAUACACGUUUGGCCGAUCUGUGUGAUGGUUAUAGAGUAACACUCAUUUUGAGUCAUGCAUGUGGAAAUGUAAAAUGUUCUGUUUUCAGCCAAGUCCAGUAUUAUGUGGCCAGAGCUGGAGUCCAGCUGGAUUGUUUUAAUAAAAUCAACCAGCUGUUGGGGUAUUCACAAAAGAGGAGGGUCUUAAUGCAGGCCUUGUGAGCUUUAAAGUGGUCACUGUGUUAAGCAAUAGAAGAGGCCUUUCAGACAGUCAGACCAGAGAAGGAAAAGCAGUUGUGCCAGAUAACUAAUGUUUCUGUUUGAACAGGACUGUACAAGACCUAUUAGAUGAAGUUUGGUUGGAAUAGACUGUGUAUAACUAACAAAGAUAACUAGUUGAGGUUGUAGUGGCAUACAUUUCAUGUAGUCACAGAUCAACAUAAUGAAGCUAGCAAGAUUCUGUUGGUAAAACUUUCCUUUGGCACAAAAUUUAUCACAUAAGAAUUUUGUAAACAACAUUUUGCUGCUGUAGUUGUGCAGACUUGGAAGUGUACUGGAAACAGUGUGCAAGAGGACAGGGAGUGUCUUUAAAGCCAUGUGGCAACACAAUGGAUUGUCUCAGGUUGUUUGUGUUGAUGCAGAUAUUUUGAAUUAACGGUCUUGGCAGACAUGAAAACAGAAACAUCAACACCCAAGCCUUUGGGGAAAUCAGGAUUCUGGAGACAGGUGUGUCAAAAGAGAAAAGAAUUAAAUUAUCACAGGUUUGCACAAUGCGUUAUGAUCAAGUGGUGGUUAGCUCACCACUGUUGACAGACCCAUUGUCACAUUUCCAAACUAUGUGCUUAAUGGGGCAGUGUGUGACACUGCAGCGAUAUGUCCAGUUAGGGAGGCAGUUAACCCUUUGAGGAACGUAAGGAUUGUAUGCAUAUAAUUUUAGUUAUUCUGACAUAUUAUGGAGUAAAAUGACCUGUAGAUUCCAACAAUGUUUAUUUGAAACUGAUAUUCUUCAUAGUUUUUGAGAUUCAGCGUGGUGCAAAUGUGUUCUUAUGAAAGGGAAGUGUCUUAAUGCCAGGUAUGGGUUCUGUCAAUAUUUUUAUCCAAAUAGUGAUUAAACAUACUGUUGUUAUGGAACAUCAGAAAUGAUAUGACACUGUGAUGAAAACAAAAGUCCAUCUUUUAUGCUUGUAAUGUAAUUUAUGAAUGGUAUUUGUCAAAACAGCUAAGUGAUGGUGUGUAGCACAAGCGAACACGCAUACAGACCUAUAGAGAAUGUCAUGCAUAUUGUCAGUCCUGCUUCAGUUUUGUCCUUUGCACAUUGACCUCGAGGUUUUCUUCUUUGACCAAGUUAUGCUCAGGUCGUGGGGUUGGCAUGAUCUUUUUGCUGCUUCCAACAGGUUCUGAUGGAAUGCUUCUUUUCCUGUUUGUCUAAAUUCCAAUGAACGUUCUUGCUAUCAUUUGUCUGUACUCUAUAUGUGAUAUCUCGUUUUGAUUCAGGAUUGAAUUCCUGAUUCAUCUACGUAUAAAUACAGUGAGCAUUGUUCAACAAAUAAAAAAAUAUUCGAAAGUA